This is a messenger RNA of Drosophila guanche, 316 nucleotides long. Its product is annotated as immune-induced peptide 4. The record is from RefSeq and is a predicted model, not a curated record. The transcript has 2 exons. Lineage: Eukaryota; Metazoa; Arthropoda; Insecta; Diptera; Drosophilidae. The coding region runs from base 75 to 203 and encodes 42 amino acids.
UAAAAGAUCGUGUCAGUCGGCAGUGGGGCAUCAGUAUCACAGUCGUACCGAAAACCAAAACCAACCAAAUCAACAUGAAGUUCUUCCAAGCUGCUGCCCUGCUCCUGGCCAUGCUCGCCGCCCUGGCCAAUGCCGAGCCCGUUCCCAAGCCUGGAACUGUGCUGGUCCAGACCGACAAUGUCCAGUAUAUUCGCACCGGCUAGAGGCUCCCGAGUACCAGGACUUCAAAUGUUUGUGUUGACUGACGGCGUUGAUUUUCAUGAAUAAAAAUGAAUUGCCAAGGAAAUGAGAAAAUAAAUAUGCUUGUCAAAAUGAA